AUGAAUUGUUAUCAUAUAGAUGAAAAUGUCAUAUAUUUUGCCCUGAUAUCUCAUAAUCAUGAAUUCACGGAAUACAUUUUAGAUCGCAAAGAAGUUGAUAUUAAUAAAAUUGAUCAUUCUCCUAUUGUCGAAUCGUUAAAUCUAAAAGCUCUCUUUCUCAUGUAUGAGAAAAGCAAAAAUUCGAUAAUACCAUGGUGUGCUGCAUUUCAACAAACAAAUGAUUUAAUAAAAAAAGGAGAUCUUGAUUUUUCUAAAAUCGAUUUAAACAAAAGAACAUUAUUGCAUAAUGCAAUUAUUUAUUAUAAUAUUGAUAUAUGCAAAUUCAUUUUAAAUAAUUUGAAAACCAAUCAUAUAAAUAUUGAUGGAAAAGAUUCUGAUGGGAAAACAGCACUUCACUAUUCAGUUCUAAACAACUGUAAUACAAUUACUGAAAAUCUUCUUUUACGUGGUGCUAAAAUUAACGCAAAAACUAAGAAUGGAAUGACAGCUCUUCAUUUUGCAGCCUUAAGGAAUAAUGUAGAAACAUUUGAAAUCCUUAUUUCUCAUGGAGCAGACAUCAAUUCAAUAGAUGAUACAGGAAAUUCUCCACUUCAUCUUGCAAUGGAUUCAAAAUGUAAAGAAAUAGCUGAUAUCCUUAUUAAGCAUGGGGCUAAUAUCAAUAUUAAAAACCAAUUAAAAGCAACACCUCUUCACAUUGCAACAUAUAUGAACUUUAAAGAUACAUUGGAAGUGCUCCUUUCACUUGGAGCAGAUGUUAAUGCUAAAGACAUAAAUCAAUUUACUGCUCUUCACUUAGCAGCUGAUCAAAAUUUCAUCAAAGUUGCAAAAAUUUUGCUCUCGAAAGGAGCUGAAGUUAAUUCGAAAGAUCACAAGGGAAGAACUCCCCUUCAUUUAGCAGUUCUGAAAAACAACGAUCAAAUGGCAAAAAUUAUUAUUUUACAUGGAGCUGACAUCAACCAAACUGAUAAUAAUGGAAAAACUCCUCUUCAUUAUGCAGUAGAACAAAAGUACCUAAAAACAGCAAAAAUUUUAAUUUCUCAUGGUGCAAAUGUCAAUAUUAAGGACAAAAGCGGACGAACAUCUCUUGAAAUUGCGAAAGAAAAUGAAACUGAUGGGAAGAUGAUUGAAUUUUUCCAAAUAAAUCAAAAACUAUUUUUCUAA
Molecule: messenger RNA, 1161 nt
Organism: Trichomonas vaginalis G3
Lineage: Eukaryota; Parabasalia; Trichomonadida; Trichomonadidae
Product: cyclin-dependent kinase inhibitor 2C-related family
Exons: 1
Coding region: 1-1161 (386 amino acids)
Cellular component (GO): nucleus; cytoplasm
Molecular function (GO): protein binding
Source: RefSeq, a predicted model, not a curated record